AUGUGGACGUUGGCGUGGAUCGUGACGGCCAUAUACAUCCUGGCCACGGCCACAUCCGUGACCGGAUGUGGAUUCCCAGGCUCACCGUCGCAUGCCGAAGUGCAAUUUCGACCCGAGGGUCCCAUCGGACCGGGGACGGUAGCCAUCUACUCGUGUGAAAGAGGAUUCGAACGAUUGGGACCCGCUCAAAGGCUAUGCAACGACAAUGGGACCUGGACCCCCGCUGGGAUCCCAUUCUGCGUGCUGAACGUGGCCGCAGGCAAGGCCCCAAAACAAUCCUCAGAUGCGGAGCUGGGAUUCGCUCAAAAAGCAGUCGACGGAAGCACGAGCGACACGUUCAACCCGGAGACGUGUGCCCUAACGCAGAGGGAGAGGGAUCCGUGGUGGUACGUGAAUCUCCUGGAGCCGUACAUGAUCCAGCUCGUCCGCCUCGACUUUGGCCUCUCUUGCUGCGGGAACAACAUGCCGGUGACGGUGACUGUCCGGGUGGGGAACAGGAGGCCAGACCGAGUGGUGAACGAGGUAUGCAACAAGUACACGGGAUUCAUCGAGGAGGGACGACCCAUUUUCCUCCCCUGCAAUCCGCCGAUGAGGGGAGCCUUCGUGAGCGUUCACCUCGAAGGCCCCACGCCCCUCAGUCUCUCAUUGUGUGAGACGUUCGUAUACACCGAUCAGGCCCUUCCGAUGGAGAGAUGCCCGUCGUUUCGGGACCAGCCUCCGGGAAGUACGGCCACGUACUACGGAAAAUGCUACACCUUCUACAACCGGCAGCCGAUGAGCUUCAGCCAAGCGAGAAAGUUCUGCUCCGAACGGGGAGGGACAUUAGUGGACGAAACGAACCCGGCAUUGCAAGGAUUCUUCUCGUGGGAACUUCAUCGCCGGCACAGGGUCCUGGAUUCAACGGCCCAAUACUGGAUGGGGGCCAUCCGUGACCAGAGGAGCAGUUGGAAAUGGAUCAAUGGUCGAGACGUGAAGAUGUCUUUCUGGAACAGUUCCAGUGUCAUCGGGGAACACGACUGUGCUCGAUUCGAUGGCUCUCAACGAUGGCUUUGGUCCACGGCGGACUGCAAUUCCAAGCUCAACUUCAUUUGCCAGCAUAGGCCAGAAGGAUGUGGUCGACCCGAACAGCCACCGAAUUCCACUCUGCUCUCCUCCAAUUAUGAAGUCGGCUCCGAGAUUGAGUACAGAUGCAAUCGAGGCCAUCUUCUCAUCGGACCCAGGGAAAGGACUUGUCUCCAGACCGGAUUUUUCACCGAAUUCCCACCCACUUGCCAAUACGUGGAAUGCGGAUACCCAGCCCCGAUCAACCAUGGGACGUAUAACCUGCUGAACGGAACCAAAUCCUUCCUGUCGAUGGUCGCCUACGAAUGCGAAGAAGGCUACCGGCUCAUUGGUCAGAACCAGCUGGUCUGCGACGUCGAUGCCAGAUGGAACGGACCCCCUCCCAGAUGCGAAGCCGUGGAAUGCCCCCCGCCGCCGGUGAUUGCGAACGGCGACUUCCUCAUGACCAGUCGAACCCCUGUCUAUGGGACAUCGGCAGAGUAUUUCUGCCUCAGUGAUAGAUUCACGCUGGAAGGAAGCAAGAAAAUCGUAUGUCAGGCCACAGGUCGCUACGACCGAGAGCCUCCCUCUUGCAUUGACACGAAUACUGGAGGCAGUGGAGGCCGAGUGAAGACCCAGACGGGAGCUCCACCGGCUCAUCCGAUCGACAAUGAAAUCCCCGGCAUCGUGAAUAUCCGAAGCGAUCAGCCACCGGGGAUCGAUGUUCCCACUCUCAAGGAAGAAUCUUCGUCUUCCAAAACGGCGAAAUUGAACCUUGGUGGCAUCAUCGCCUUGGGAGUAUUCGGGGGCUUCGUGUUCCUGGCUGCCGUCAUUACCACCAUUGUGAUACUGGUCCGCAGGACUCAGAAUGCCCGACGACACUCCCCCGAUUCGGACACGGAUUCCUCGAGCUCGGAGACGGGGGGCGGAGGAGGGCUGAACAAGUAUUACAAGCAGGCUUGGGAGAAUUUGCGCGAAACGAAUCGAAGAAGCAGCAAGGGGAACUUCCGCUCCACGUUGGGCGAAGGGAUGCGUGAUGGCAGUGAGAUGAUUGUGAGUGAUGCCUUCGCCAAGCCCGGCGGGGAGAAGAAACGCCAUCAUCACCAUCAUCAUCACCACUCCUACAAGCAUCGCCAGCAUCACUGA
Darwinula stevensoni is the source of this 2187-nucleotide messenger RNA. The record is from the annotation of a GenBank genome assembly. NCBI's taxonomy places the organism in Eukaryota, Metazoa, Arthropoda, Ostracoda, Podocopida, Darwinulidae.